Biomphalaria glabrata is the source of this 2728-nucleotide messenger RNA. Its product is annotated as syntenin-1-like. The record is from RefSeq and is a predicted model, not a curated record. Gene Ontology annotation, molecular function: protein binding. Gene Ontology annotation, cellular component: plasma membrane; cytoplasm. The coding region runs from base 166 to 1077 and encodes 303 amino acids. The transcript has 8 exons. NCBI's taxonomy places the organism in Eukaryota, Metazoa, Mollusca, Gastropoda, Planorbidae.
GGGACAACACUGAGUCUGAGGGACUUGACUAAUUAGAUAAAUAUAGAAUACGAUAAUAAGUAGAUUUAGAAUCUAGAUAUCUAGACCUACAUUUUCUGGUUUUAUAUAAGACUGUUACAUACGUGUACGUUUGUUAUUGUUUAGUUAAUUAAUCACAAAAUAAAAAUGUCAAGAUUAUAUCCAACACUAGAAGAUAUGAGAGUGGAUCAACUCCAGACUGCUCAGAUCAAUCAUGAAAGGCAAGCCAUUGGAGCUCCACAAGCCCAGUACCCCAAUGUCCCCCCACAGGGUCAGUACCCACCUGCUCCCCUACAGUACCCACAGCAAACAGGCCAGUUACUAUAUCCUUCCCUCACAGAGUACAUGGGGCUUGAGUUCACACCAGAAAUGAUGCAAGUCGUAGCUUCACAGGGAUUACAAGUAGGAGUUCGUCAAACACAGUCAGGACAAACACAGAUUGCACCAAUUACUGGUAACAACUUGGCCUUGGCGAGGUCAGAAAUCAAAUCUGGUAUCAGAGAAGUGGUACUCUGUAAAGAUGGAGAAGGCAAACUAGGAUUACGCAUCAGGCAUGUUAAUAAUGGUCUGUUUGUUGCCUUAGUUCAAGCUGGUUCACCUGCAGCUCUAGCUGGAUUAAGAUUUGGUGACCAGAUCCUACAGAUCAAUGGAAAGACAGUAGCAGGCUGGGAUAAUGACAAGGCACACAACUUCUUGAAGAAAGUGGAUGGCGCCAGAAUCGAUAUGGCUGUUCGAGACAGGCCAUUUGAACGUACAAUUACAAUGCAGAAAGACAGCAACGGCUAUGUUGGAUUUGUGUUUAAAGAUGGUAGAAUUAAAUCUCUAGUGAAAGAAUCUUCAGCAGCUCGCAACGGUGUCCUUACAGAUCAUCAGUUGAUUGAGGUCGGAGGUCAAAAUGUGGUUGGAUUAAAGGACAAAGAAAUUAGUGAGAUCAUUGAUAGCUGUGGCAGAACUCUGACCAUAACUGUCAUGCCAUGUUUUGUCUAUGACCACAUUGUCAAAUGCAUGGGUAACAGCAUUGUGAAAAAGUUGAUGGAUCAUUCUAUCCCUGACCUAUAAAUGUGUGCAGCAUGUAAUUCAAGUACAAAUCCAAGUCAAGGAAUGUUGAAUCUAGACAAUGUCAUCAAAACAAAAAACUCACAACUACUGUCUUUUCAGCAUAAAAAAACUAGUUGGAAAAAAUAUAAAUGAUAAUGAAAUAUUUCUACUGUUUUUACCUAUAUGUAGAAAUCUUUUUCCUUUUAGAGAAUUGUAAUUUAUAAAAUGAGAUGUCAAACUGUAUUAAAACCUAUGAAUGAACCUACAACCACUUUUGUAGUUUUGAGAAUAACUAUGUCAUUGAUGUUGUCUUUAUCUGAUAUGUACAUACAUUUUUUUUUUUACUUUUAAUGUUGUUAUUAAUUAAUUAUUGUAGUCAUUUAUCAAACAGUUUUUCCAUUCUCAACAAAGAUUGAAAUCAAUGUCUAAACAUAUCCAUAAUGUUUGCUACUCAAAAGUCAUUCAUAUUCUAACCCUAUCAAUGAACCAGUUUUCAGUUGAGUACUUUCAUGUCACAAUGUACUUUGAUGUUAAUUGAAUUUUCCAUUGAAAAAAAAAAUCCAUUUGAGAUGAAAUACAACACACAUCCAAAACGUUAACAUGUAACAAACUCUUCCAAUCUUUUUUUUAGAAUGAUGUUUAAUUUAAUCCAAAGAUUGUAUAUUUUGCUGUGUUAAAUUUGUUAAGAAUCUUUGAAAAAAAAAUGUAAAUUUGUAAUAAUUUUUUUUUUUUUUAAUUGCAUGCUAAUUUUGUCAACCAUUGCUGUUUUUGCUUUGUAGUUUUUCUUAACUUUGCACCUGCAAGAGGUCAGCCUCCACUCCUGCAUAUAGAAAGUACACAAAAUAAUGUAGUUUAAAAAAGUGCCACUGCACUUAAUUAAGGGGGAAGGAAUAAAUAGUACAGCUAAAUAUUACUUAACUGUUUUACUUAGCUUUUAAAACAAAAAUAAUCUCAAUGCCACCAUAGUUGUCAUCCACUGAACUAUAAAACAUCAAAUAUAGGCAUCACUAAAGGUGCACAUUCUUGUUCAUUGGUUGAAUUUUAUUUUUUUUAAUUAUUGUUGAAAAAUAUGACUCUUAGGGCAUAAAAUUAAAAACUUUGUAAUUUUAUUUUUAAAAGUUAUAUUUUUCAUUUAAUAGUGAGCAUCAAUGCUAGUUGGUACAAUUUGGGGGGGGGGGGGGCAUUGCUGCCGAAAUAUUUUUUUUGUUUAGUUAGUCUCUUUGCUUACAUAUUUUUAUCUGCUGUCAGAAAAUUGAGUCAGAUGUAAAAGUAAAGCAAAAGGCCCAGCAGAAAGACAAAUUGAGCUUUAAGUCUACAAGGCUUUAUGUCUGCAACAAGAAAAUUGUUGUGUCUCAGUAAAACAAAACAGACAAAGAUUUGAAUUGUGUAUUAUUUAUCCUGACUGACUGUAAAUGUGAUAACAACAGCUAUUUGUGCCAUUUAAAAAAAAAGAAAUACAUAAUAUAUUUUCAAGAAGUGCAUAAAAUAUAUUUAUAAAAAACUGUCACAAAUUUCAUUCUUUCAUGUUUUAGCAUGUUUACAUUGAAAAAAGAACACAUAUAAUUUGAUUUAAUUUGGAUUUCAUUCUAUUUAUCAAAUGUCUAGUGCAUUUAAUUGAAAUUGCCUGAUGGCAAUGGUAUGUUUCAUGAAUAAAUUUUGUUUCAGAAAAGAA